Messenger RNA from Oncorhynchus tshawytscha (Chinook salmon), 2188 nucleotides. RefSeq names its product P2Y purinoceptor 14. Gene Ontology annotation, molecular function: G protein-coupled purinergic nucleotide receptor activity. Lineage: Eukaryota; Metazoa; Chordata; Actinopteri; Salmoniformes; Salmonidae. The record is from RefSeq and is a predicted model, not a curated record. Gene Ontology annotation, biological process: G protein-coupled receptor signaling pathway; negative regulation of adenylate cyclase activity. Gene Ontology annotation, cellular component: membrane. The transcript is spliced from 2 exons. The coding region runs from base 730 to 1836 and encodes 368 amino acids.
UGUUCUGUAUGUGUAGACAGACAGUAUACAACCUUUUAACAGUUGGCCUAAGGGCAGACUGAAAAACAAAACCACACUGCGAAAAACAGCUGAAAGUUCAUGUGAAAACAAUAGUUCAUGUGAAAACAAUAGUUCAUGUGAAAACAAUAGUUCAUGUGAAAACAAUAGUUCAUGUGAAAGAAAUGGUGUGUGUGCAUAGUGUAAGAGCAUGAGAGAGAGAAACAUGGGAUCAACACGUCUGAUCUUUUAAAUAAUAACUAGGAUAAAAAAUGAUUAAAAAAACACCAACCUCCCUGUGAAAAUAUAACAAACAUACAUAACCUCCCUAACCUGCCGAAUCCAGGUCACUGGUAGGAGAAAUACCAUCUGCAUGGGCAGAUGCUAACAGCAGCAGUUCCAUCAGUCUCAUCAUAUGGCUCAGGUGGUAGAACAUGGCUCUUGCAAUGCCAGAAUUGUGGGUUUGAUUCCUGGGUCACCCACACACAAAAUAUAUGCAUGCAUGACUGUCAGUAACUUUGGAUAAAAUCAUCUGCUAAAUUGCAUGAUAUUGUUAUAUUAUAAGAAGUUUGACAAACAAGGGCUUUUUUUUUCAGUUGUGGUCAAAAAAGCCAAAGAUAUUGAUAACUAACCCUGUGCGUGAGCUCUUAUUUUACCACUUCCCCAUCUUCAGGAAGUGUAUUAGGUGACGUAACAAACGCAGGCCCAAUACAUCGCAGUAACAUAUCUCACAUGAAAGACAUCGUAGUGACUUUCCUCCAUGAUAAGAUGGUUUUUCUCAACUUCACCGAUUCCUCAAAACUAGUAGCCACAAUGGCAUCACAUUCCCCUCCAAAGGACUGUGGCUUUAAUGAAGAUACCUUAAAUAUGACUAUAUCAAGUCUCUACUUCCUGUUGUUCAUCCCGGCCCUCAUCAUCAAUGGGGUAGCAGUCUGGGUCUGCAUGCAACUUCGUUCAACGUCCACCUUCAUGGUGUAUCUGAAGAACCUUCUGGCCGCUGACCUUCUCAUGACCCUGACCAUCCCUGUCAAAGCAGCCAAUAUCCUGCCCAGUGCUCCUCUGACUCUGAAGACCUUUGCCUGUCGCUACUCCGAUGUUCUUUUCUAUCUCUGUAUGUACAUGAGCAUCAUUCUGUUGGGCCUCAUCAGUCUGGACCGCUUCUUCAAGAUCGUCAGGCCCUGUGGCAGGUUGUUGGGUCAGAACCUUGUCUUCGGCAAAGUGCUGGCUGCUUCCAUCUGGGUGGUGCUGUUGUCCACUGCUGUCAUUCCAACCAUGAUCCUGACCAAUCAGGAUCCCACAAACAAGACUAAACUAUUCUGUAUGGCAAUGAAGAGCAAUGCAGGACAAGAUUUCCACAGUGGCUUGGUCAAAUUAAACAAAGCAAUCUUCUGGGUGGUGUGUGUUCUUAUUUGUUUCUGCUACAUAUGCAUAGCAAGGAAGGUUUUUCAAUCAUACAGGAAAUCAGGAAGCAGCAAUGACGAAGGGAGGCAUAAGACCAAAGUGCGUGUGUUUUUGGUUCUGGUGGUUUUCCUGACGUGUUUCGGACCCUACCACGCCGUACGGCUCCCCUACACAUUGCUUCAGGUUACCUCAACAACCAGCUGCACUAAGGUUACCUUACAGAUCUCUAAGGAGUUCACCUUGUGGAUGUCAGCCAUGAACGUCUGUCUGGACCCUCUCAUCUACUUCUUCCUGUGUAAGUCCUUCAGGAUCACCUUGUUCAAGACGCUCUGUCUCCCACCUGGGACCUGUAGCUGGCUCACUGGGAGAGGACCCAACACAAUAGAGGAUCAGACCCCAACACAGGAUGGAGACUCCUGUGCCUGUACAGAAAAUUAAAACUCUUUGGAAUUAUCUACUUCAUGUUGUGAGAUGUUCUGUUUGACAGAGUAUAAUACUGCUACCUGGUGGAGGGUUAACUAUCCAAAGAGUUAUACUUGAAAUGAAUCCACCAGGUGUAAUGUACUAUCCUACUCUUUCUAUUAGAAAUGCUACGUUACAGCCUUAUUCUAAAACAGAAUAACUACAUUUUUUCCCUCAUAAAUCUACACACAAUACCCAAUAAUGGAGGGCAGUACAGGCCCCAUUUAACAUCGAUGUGGUUGUAGUGGAGCAAGAUUCUUGGUGUCCACAUCACCAACAAACUGUCAUGGUCCAAACACACCAAGACAGUCGUGAAGAGAGUACUACA